This is a messenger RNA of Caenorhabditis remanei, 978 nucleotides long. RefSeq lists its product as uncharacterized. Bases 1 to 978 code for a protein of 325 amino acids. Gene Ontology annotation, molecular function: protein binding. The record is from RefSeq and is a predicted model, not a curated record. Lineage: Eukaryota; Metazoa; Nematoda; Chromadorea; Rhabditida; Rhabditidae. The transcript is spliced from 2 exons.
AUGGAACCUACCUUUCCAAUAUUUCGACUUCCUCAAAAUGCUAUCUUCCACGUACUUCAAACCAUGAAUCUUAAUCAACUAUUUAUCAUCUCCCUGGUCUCAACGAAAACUAAGAAUCUGGUGUCAUCAUUAAGAUUAGAUGCAAGUGAUGUUGACAUUUGCAUUUCUCGUAGAAUUAAUGUACUUGCGCGCACUACAAAUUCCUAUUUGAAUCUGGAUUUCUAUAAGGAAUCGAAUAAUCAGAAUGAAUUGUUAUCGGUAGAAAUUUCUGUUCCAGUUGCUGCCUAUGUUGGAAAUGAAGGUUCAAGAACUCAAUCGUUAAUUCCAUUCAACUUCAGCAAGUGGUUGAAUCACAUUCGGACAGUAUUCUGUUGGACUAAACCAGCAAAUGUAUAUUUUUCUCAAGGCUGUGAGAGAUUUGAUCUUCGAUUGUUGAAAGAUACAAUUGGGAAUGUCAAUCAGCUCGUUCCGACUGGACUAUUGACUGACGAUUCGAGCAGGAAAGUUUUGAAACACUUCAGUUCCCCAAGCGAAUUAUGUCUGAUCAAUAAUCCAUUCGAAGAAGCUUGUCAGAUUCAACAAAUCUUCAUUCAAAACUGCAAAAUUCUCGAAUUUGGUGAUGUAUACUCAUUGGAUGACAUGUUAUUGAUCAACUGUGAAAGAGCCGAUCUCUACCAUCCAAUAUCUCAAAAAACGUUAAACCGAUUCCUCAAACACUGGAUCCGUGGGUCGAAUCCAAGACUGCAACACAUGGCUCUAUCAAUCAAUAAAACUGAUUUUGUCAACGGAGAAGUGUAUUUGAAUGGGAUCAAAUGUAUGGAAAUGAGUGAAGAUGUAAAAAGAGAUAUUCAUCAAACACUCAGUUCGUCAAUCUAUUCCUCAAUGAUCCAGAUCAGACGGAGGGAUGGUACACCUGCAGUGAUUGGAUCUUACAAAUCCGAAAAUUUUAUCUAUUUACAUUUCAUUGUGUUCCACUAA